AUGACUCCAAAAGCUGAAGAAAAACUUUUAUGUUAUAUGUUUACUCUUUGUUUAAUUCUUGACGAUUUUCGAAUUGAUCCGGAGCCAUUAGCAUGUGAUUUAGGUUUAACUACUAGAAGGGUUCAUAAUUUAUUUAAAGCACUUGGAUGUAAAAUCAUGCCUAUAAAUAAGCAAGAAAUAGAGACGCUAGGACUUAAAAUUUCACAAGCAAAAGGAAUAAAACGUGCAGUGUUGACUGUCCCACUUAAACUUCCAGAAUACAAAGAUAACCGAACAAAAAUAUAG
Molecule: messenger RNA, 285 nt
Organism: Cetraspora pellucida
Lineage: Eukaryota; Fungi; Glomeromycota; Glomeromycetes; Diversisporales; Gigasporaceae
Source: the annotation of a GenBank genome assembly